ACAGCUGAAACGCAGCAGCUCGGCAGCGCACCGGGAAGAAAACUCCUCAGCGAAAGACCACACGCCCCGCGAAAUGGUCCCAGCUUCCUGAGCCAGCGGGAGGAGGAGGAGGAGGAAGAAGAACUUUUCUUUAGCCGGACGACGUGGAUGGAAAUCACCCGGGAGGACGGCUUCCUCUCCUCCGCCGUGGUACCCUGAACUCAGACUACAAAGGGACGAGAGGUCCGGCCGCUCGGGGGAAAUGGAAACAUUCUUUUGCGAGGGGGCCCGCGUCUGGCUGAUGCACAAAGAACAGCUCCUCCCCUCCACCGUCAGUUCCAGUGACCAUUCGUCCUUGGUCCUCACCACCGACUAUGGGAAGGCGAUCUACCUGCAGACGGCCGAGCUGAACCGGGAGACGCUUUACCCGAUGCACCCCAGCAGCAUCCAUGGAGUGGAGGACAUGUCCACGCUGGCCGAGCUGCACGAAGCUGCCAUCAUGCACAACCUCUUCCUGCGCUACAGUAAAGACGACAUCUACACCAACAUCGGCUCCAUCCUGGCCGCCGUGAACCCCUACAAGCCGAUAGCGGGCCUGUAUGACGCCGACGCCGUCGACCUGUACAGCAAACACCAGAUGGGGGAGCUUCCUCCUCACAUCUUCGCCGUGGCCAACGAGUGUUACCGCUGUCUGUGGAAGAGACACGACAGCCAGUGCGUCCUCAUCAGCGGGGAGAGCGGCGCCGGGAAGACGGAGAGCACUAAGCUGCUGCUGAAGUUUCUCUCGGUGAUGAGUCAAAACUCGGCUGGCGCUCCGCUGACGGAGAGGACCACCAGGGUGGAGCAGGCGCUCGUCCAGAGCAGUCCCAUCAUGGAGGCCUUCGGCAACGCUAAGACUGUGUACAACAACAACUCCAGUCGCUUUGGCAAGUUCAUCCAGCUUCACUUUUCCCAGAACGGAAACAUUCAGGGAGGCUGCAUCAUCGACUAUUUGCUGGAAAAGAACCGAGUCGUUCGACAAAAUCCCGGAGAGAGAAACUACCAUAUUUUUUAUUCUCUGUUAGCGGGAGCUGACAAAGACCACAGAGACAUGUUCCUCCUGUCGGAGGGUCCCGAGUCGUAUCACUACCUCAGCCAGUCGGGCUGCGUUGAGGAUGGAAGUCUGGAUGACAAGCAGCUCUUUGACAGUGUGAUGGCGGCCCUGAGUGUGAUGGAGUUCACUGAGGAGGAGAUUAGAGACGUGUUUAAGUUGCUGUCGGCUGUCCUCCAGAUGGGGAACAUUGAAUUCAUGACUGCUGGUGGAGCUCAGAUCACUUCCAAAGGAGUUGUCAGCAACGUCAGCGAGCUGCUCGGCCUGGACUCCUUCCAGCUCUCGGAGGUGUUGACCCAGCGCUCCAUGAUCCUCAGAGGAGAGGAGAUUUGCUCACCGCUCACCGUGGAGCAGGCAGUGGACUCGCGGGACUCUGUUGCCAUGGCACUUUAUUCUCAGUGUUUCUCCUGGAUCAUAAUGAGGAUCAACCAAAAGAUCAAAGGCAAAGAUAACUUCAAGUCCAUCGGCAUCCUGGACAUCUUUGGCUUUGAGAACUUUGAGGUGAACCGGUUUGAGCAGUUUAACAUCAACUACGCCAACGAGAAACUCCAGGAGUAUUUCAACAAGCACAUCUUCUCGCUGGAGCAGCUCGAGUACAACAGGGAGGGGAUCCAGUGGGAGGCCAUAGACUGGAUGGAUAACGCGGAGUGUCUGGAUCUCAUAGAAAAGAAGCUGGGCAUGUUGGCUCUUAUCAAUGAAGAGAGUCGCUUCCCCAAAGGCACGGACUACACCCUUCUGGAGAAACUGCACAGCCGACAUGCAACAAACCCGUACUAUGUCAAACCCCGAGUGACCGACCACCAGUUUGGCAUCAAGCACUACGCCGGAGAGGUGCUUUACGAUGUGCGUGGGAUCCUGGAGAAGAACCGAGACACCUUUAGAGACGACAUCUUGUUCAUUCUCAAGGACAGCAGGUUGACUUUCAUCUACGACCUCUUCGAGCGCGUCGGCAGCAGGAACGGCGAUGAGACCUUAAAAAUGGGCACGGCGCGACGCAAGCCCACCGUCAGCUCUCAGUUCAGGGACUCGCUUCAUUCCCUGAUGGCAACACUCAGUUCCUCCAACCCCUUUUUUGUUCGCUGCAUCAAACCAAACAUGGACAAGAAAGCCAACCAGUUUGCUCCUGAUGUGGUCCUCAACCAGCUGAGAUACUCUGGGAUGCUCGAAACUGUGAAGAUCCGCAGGGCUGGAUUCCCAGUCCGUAGAACCUUUCAGGAUUUCUACAGCAGGUACAAGAUUAUCCUGAAUAACAAAAUCCACUCAGGCGAAGAGAAGCAGAGCUGCUCUGAGCUCCUCACACUUCACGACAAAGCCAAGACAGAGUGGCAACUGGGGAAGACAAAGGUGUUCCUGAAGGAGGCCCUGGAGCAAAGGCUGGAGAAGGAGAGGGAGGAGGUGCGGCGCAGGGCCGGCAUGGUGAUCCGCGCCCACAUCCUCAGCUAUGUGGCAAGGAAGCGAUACAAGAGGGUUCAGUCCUGCGUCGUCACAAUCCAGAAGAACUACCGCGCUCACUUUUGGAGACGCGUCUUCCUGCGGCUGCGCUUCGCCGCCGUCGUCCUGCAGAAACACCGCCGAGGCCAGCUGGCCCGAUCCCUCCUCCGCCAACUCAGGGAGGAGAAACAGAAGCGGGAGGAGGAGGAGGAGGAGAGGAGGAGGACGGAAGAGGAAGAGGAGAGGAAGCGAGUAGAGGAGGAGAGGAGGAGGAUGGAGGAGGAGAGGAAACGGCAGGAGGAGGAGAGACGGAGGGAGGAAGAGGAGAGACGGUGGCUUGUGGAAAGGGAGAUGAAGAGGCAGGGUGAAGAGGAGGAGGCGAUGAGGCGAGAGAAACUGAGACUGAUGGAGGACGAAGAGGAAGGGCAGGAAAUGGCAGCUAAAGCAGACGAGCAACGUCACUCCCUGGCAAACGGCGUCUGUCAGAAGAAGGAGCUCUCCCAGUCUCUGUCCCACAGCCACACCUCCGAGGAGGAGAGCCGUCAGAUGGAGGAGAUCCUGCGGCUGGAGAGGGAGAUCGAGCGUCUGCAGAAGCAGCAGGAGGACGGCGUGUCCCUCCUCGGGGACGUCUCCCACGAGGAGCUGCGGCAGAUGAGAGACGCAGAGAUCUACAGGCUGGAGAAGGAAGCUUCCCGGGUGGCCACCGAGUUUCUGGAUCUGCUGGACUUUGGCGGCCUGGAGCCGUCCCUCUCCAGCGAGGAGAACCUCCAUGACCCGGCGGAAUCCACGGCCCCUCUGGCCGAGGAGGAGGUGGACGAGGGCUUCCACGCCGAGGAGGAGUGCGUUCCGUUACCUGACUUCCCGCCUCCGGCCGCAGUUCCUCUGGACAAGGCAGUAUUCCGAAGUAUCCCCCCUCCUCCGCCCGCCUUCGCAGAAGGACUUGUCGUCGUCGCCGCCUCCUCUUCUGCCUCCUCUGCCCCACCGGCAAAGCUCUCCCCACUUACCCCCAACGGACUGAGCCGUGGCCCUGCUCUCACAGACUCCCGGACCUCCAGACCUCCUGCUCUUCCCCCCGCAGUCACGAACGGAGAAAUGGCACCGUGCCACAGAGCCAGCAGGGGGUCGGACUUUGAGCCUGCGAGCGGGGAGGCGCCCCACCCGAACCUGCCGGACGGCGAGUCCGACUACGACCAGGAGGAGUUCGAGGAGGCCCACGGGAGCUCGGGCCACGUCACAGAUGAGGAGGUGCUGCGUAAAUCCUCCUGUACGCAAAACAGCCUGGACUCCUUCCGAGGCAGCUCGGACUCGUUCAUCGACAGCGAUGAGGACAACGACGGCUACGUGGACACGGACGAGGAGGUUUCCAAUGGGAAAGUGAACGUGCUGAACGGCAGCGGGCCUCCGUACUUCCACGGCUACCUCUACAUGAAGAGUGGCCUGAUGAUCCCGUGGCGUCGCCGCUGGUGUGUCCUGAAGGACGAGACCUUCAUGUGGUUUCGGGCCUAGCAGGACUCCGUCAAAUCCGGUUGGCUUUACAAGAAAGGAGGGGGCAUGUCCACCUUGUCUCGGCGCAACUGGAAGAUGCGCUGGUUUGUUUUGCGCGAGUCGAAGCUCAUGUACUUUGACAACGACAGCGAAGAGAAGCUGAAAGGAACCAUCGAUAUCCGCACGGCCAAGGAGAUAGUGGACAAUCAUGAGAAGGAAAAUGCCCUGAAUGUUGUGACUGAGGAGAGGACUUACCACAUCUAUGCAGAGUCUCCAGAAGAUGCCAGUGGUUGGUUCAACGUGCUGAGUCGGGUCCACAGCGCCAGCCAGGAGCAACUCAUGGAGAUGCACCACGAACAGGCCAACCCAAAGAAUGCAGUGGGCACACUAGAUGUGGGCUUGAUAGAUUCUGUUUGUGCAUCCGACAACCCCGACAGACCGAACUCGUUUGUGAUCAUCACGGCCAACCGGGUGAUCCACUGCAACACAAACACACCAGAGGAGAUGCACCACUGGAUCGGCCUGUUGCAGAAAUCCAAGGGAGACUGCAAGGUGGACGGGCAGGAGUUCUUAGUCAGAGGCUGGUUACAUAAAGAGAUGAAGUCGGGAGCCAAAAGCUCUUCUCUCAAGCUGAAGAAGCGCUGGUUCGUUCUCACCACUAACUCCCUGGACUAUUACAAGUCGUCAGAGCGCACCGCCUCCAAGCUGGGAACUCUGGUCCUCAACAGUCUCUGCUCUGUGGUCCAGCCAGACGAGAAGGUCUUCAAGGACACCGGUUACUGGAAUAUAAUCGUCCACGGACGUAAACACUCCUACCGUCUAUACACCAAAAUGCUGAAUGAAGCCAUGCGCUGGGCGAACGCCAUACAGGGAGCGAUAGACAGCAAAGUUCCCAUUGAAACGCCAACACAGCAACUCAUCAGGGACAUCAAGGAGAGCAGUUUGAACGUGGAGGCUGUGGAGCAGACAUACUGGAGGAACCCCAUCUUGAGAUAUACCCAGCAUCCUUUGCACUCCCCUCUUCUACCUCUGCCCUAUGGAGAUGUCCGCAUCCUUCUGCAAAAGGAAAAGGGUUAUACCAGCCUGCAGGAUGAAGCGGUGAAGAUUUUCAACUCACUGCAGGAGAUGGAAGCUGUGUCGGACCCGGUCCCGAUCAUCCAGGGAAUCCUACAGACCUGUCAAGACUUGAGGCCAUUAAGGGACGAGGUUUACUGUCAGCUGAUCAAACAAACCAAUCACGUCCCGCACCCAAACAGUCCUGCCAAUCGCGCCCACUGGCAUCUCCUGGCCUGCAUGUGCUGCACCUUCCUGCCCAGCCGAGGCAUCCUGCGCUACCUCAAGUUUCACAUCAAAAGGAUCAAGGAGCUGUUUCCGGGCACCGAGAUUGAAAUGUUCGCCCAUUUCAUCGGGGAGUCUGUGAAGAAGACCAAGAACAGAGAGUUUGUUCCCUCUCAAGAGGAAAUCAUGGCACUGCUCACCAGACAGGAAAUGACCACCACGGUGUACUGCCACGGAGGAGGCUCCUGCAAGAUCUCCAUUAACUCACACACCACCGCUGGAGAGGUGGUGGAGAAGCUAAUCCGAGGUCUGGCUAUGGAGGACAGCAGGAACAUGUUUGCACUCUUUGAACACAACGACACCAUCGACAGAGCUGUAGAAAGCAGGGUUCUUGUGGCUGAUGUUUUGGCUAAAUUUGAAAGACAUGCUGGCAGUGAGGAUGCUGAGGAUGAAGGCCAAUGGAAACUCUAUUUUAAACUCUACUGCUUCCUGGAUGUGGAGAGCAUGCUUAAAGAGGGAGUAGAGUUUGCAUUCAUGUUCGAGCAGGCCCACGAGAGUUUGACCCGGGGCCACUUCCCCGCCCGCGAGGAGACCCUGCAGCACUUGGCCGCCCUACGCCUGCAGUUUCUGUUUGGCGACAAAGCGAAGGUCGCCUGGAGCCUGGAAAGCGUCUAUCCCGUGGGACGUCUGCGCAGUCGCAUCCUUCAGUUCACCAAGGUGGGCGGGGCCUCGGGGUCGGGCCAGACGCUGGAGCGUCGGAGGACGAGCUUCCUGGACGGGACCCUGCGGCGGGGGUUGAAGACGGGCUCGAUGAAGAAGCAGCGCAUGGAGGAGGAGCAGAUGCUGGAGAUGUGGAUAAAGGAGGAGAUGUCUUCCACCAGGGCCAGCAUCGUGGAGAAAUGGUCCCGCCUCAGUGGUCUGGACCAACACCAGGCCAUGCUCAGAUACAUGACCGUCAUCAAGGAGUGGCCUGGAUAUGGAUCCACGCUGUUCGACGUGGAGUGCAAAGAAGGCGGCUUCCCUCACGAUCUAUGGUUGAGCGUGAGCGCUGAAAAUGUGUCCGUCUACAAGAGAGGGGAGCCCAAGCCUCUGGAGACCUUCCCAUAUGAGCACAUCAUUUUCUUUGGCGCUCCGCAGCCCUGCACCUACAAGAUCACUGUGGACGAGAGAGAGAUGCUCUUUGAAACGCCGCAGGUUGGAGAGAUCACGAAGAUUAUGAAAGCCUACAUAAACAUGAUCGUGAAGAAGCGCUGCAGCGUCAAGUCCGUGUCCAGCUAUGGAACCAACUGGAUCCGGUGAUUGACUUACAGGACUACAGCAGACCAGACAGAUAACAAGCAAGAGUGGGGAGGAGAUGAAUAAAUGGCAAAAUGAACAAAUCACCUCCACAGAGAUAGUUUUUCAUAGCAUUUAACUGGCUACUUAGCAACGCAGAUAAACUCCAUUCAGAAAGAUUCCUUUCAAUAAAGACACAAGGAAAUGGAUCUACUGCUUUGGAUAAAAGUGGGAAUUAAGCAUUUGAACCGUUUUAAGCUUCACAGUCGUCCAAAUUGUUGCUGCUCUCCAUGCAGAUUCAUUACUCACACUGCUUGUAUGUCACAUCUUACUUGAAAUCUAUUUUUCUCAUAUUUUUGUGGAUUUCUUUAGCUAAAUACCCAAGAAAAUUAGACGCUGUCCCGAAUUUUAUUCAGACAUUUAUUGAAUAUCUGAAUUAGGACUUUUUUAUUUCUAAAAAUGUAUAUUUUCUCUAAACAUGCACCCAAACUAGAAAUAUGAUAUUGUGACAGUGACAACCAAACCAGUUGUCAUCUUUUGUCACCAAGUGUUUCUCCUGCAGAUGUUGUGCCCCGUAAUGAAUGUUCUCCUUCAUGGAGAUUCCCUCAGGUUUCUGUGUAAUAUACUGCAACUGUCCAAGGGAGAUACACCUCCUCUUGCCUUAUUUAAGAUUUUUAUUUGAGAUAUUCUGGAUUAAAAUAUUAAGUGUGUAUGCCUUCCAGGGAUGGUUCAUACAUUUGGAGGUGUUGAGUAUAUUGGUCAGUGGUAAUCAUGGCCUCCACUGGUGUAUUUGCUACACACGUGUUUCCCUACCUUUUAAAAAAGAAAAUUCAACAUGAAUAACCACUGCAUCAGUGGAGAUGCAUUGUCAAUGACCAACGCAGUCAAGUAUUUCCUCAAAAUGCAUGAUUACUAAAAAUCAAUCCAACCAGAAUAUAGUUCUCUUCUAAAACAAACUUUUCGUUGAGCUGUGUCAUCUAGAACGUGUAUUGUGACUUGAGUGUGUGCAGCUCAAACUGAUGUGCAAGGUUGUGUUUUUAGAAACAAGUGGGAUAGUGUUGUUCAGUGUGUCUGUGUAUAAAGAGUGUGUUUUUCUCAGUGAUGUCAAAGGCCUUGACGGGUGGGGUAUUUAUUCAUUUAAGUAUCAAUGGAUUGGGAAAAAAAAAGUGCUGGAAAAGUAUUGAUGCAGUUGUCCUUAUACUUUGGAUUUUCUAAUAUUCUUUUGCAUUUUUUGACACAUAAAUGUAGAUUCAGAAAGUGUGUUCAUGGAUAACUAUUGAUCUUCUCAAUUUUGUGCCGUUUCUGAGCAUUUGUCAACACAAAAUAAGUGUGUUGCCCUCGACACUGAACUCAUUUCCCUUAGUUGAUGUAAACAAACACAAAGGAUGCCUACGCCAGUUGACUUACAGGCCGUAUAGUUCAUGAUAAGAGUAUGAUCCAAACGUAUUGAGCUUAGCAUUUACCUCACUUCGCAUCACUGUCUUCCAUCGCUCUCCAAUCGUACUCACUUAGGCGAUCUGGUCAGCUGCCGGCGGCCACACCAGAGACUGAUCUUGCCAUUUGACGAUGACUGUAUUUCGGAGAUUUCAGAUUGUUUUGCGGACGGAAAAUCUGAAAAUGUUUUAUAUCAGAAUUUAAAGAUGCUCUAAUAAAUUAUUGUAUUUGAAAAGGUU
Messenger RNA from Gasterosteus aculeatus aculeatus (three-spined stickleback), 8211 nucleotides. The record is from RefSeq and is a predicted model, not a curated record. NCBI's taxonomy places the organism in Eukaryota, Metazoa, Chordata, Actinopteri, Perciformes, Gasterosteidae.